Torulaspora delbrueckii is the source of this 1089-nucleotide messenger RNA. RefSeq names its product putative serine/threonine-protein kinase PPG1 (gene PPG1). The record is from RefSeq and is a predicted model, not a curated record. The transcript has a single exon. NCBI's taxonomy places the organism in Eukaryota, Fungi, Ascomycota, Saccharomycetes, Saccharomycetales, Saccharomycetaceae. Gene Ontology annotation, cellular component: FAR/SIP/STRIPAK complex. Gene Ontology annotation, molecular function: protein serine/threonine phosphatase activity. Gene Ontology annotation, biological process: peptidyl-serine dephosphorylation. Bases 1 to 1089 code for a protein of 362 amino acids.
AUGGAAUUGGAUAAAUGCCUUGAGUUGCUUUACCGUGGCCAACUGCUGCCCGAAGUGACGGUGAGAGCAUUGUGUUUUAAACUGAAGGAGAUGUUGGUAAGAGAAUCGAACGUUGUUCAUAUUAGCACACCUGUGACUGUGGUUGGGGAUAUCCAUGGCCAAUUUCAUGACUUAAUGGAGAUCUUUCAUAUUGGAGGACCUGCACCCGAUACAAACUAUCUGUUUUUGGGAGACUACGUGGAUCGAGGGUUAUACAGUGUAGAGACUAUAAUUUUGCUAGUUGCAUUGAAACUGCGAUAUCCACGCCGGAUACAUCUACUAAGAGGGAAUCAUGAGUCGCGACAGAUUACGCAGAGUUACGGAUUCUAUACAGAGUGUUUGAACAAAUAUGGAGACGGAUCGAAAGUAUGGCACCAUUUGACGGAUCUUUUUGAUUAUUUGGUACUGUGCUGUAUCAUAGACGAUGAAUUGUUUUGUGUUCAUGGAGGGUUAUCGCCGAAUGUACAAACUAUUGACCAGAUCAAGAUCAUCGAUCGGUUUCGAGAAAUCCCACACGAUGGGGCGAUGGCUGACCUGGUUUGGUCUGAUCCAGAGGAGCUCAACACUGAUAGUAUUGGCCAUAGAGAGGAAUUCUACCGAGAAUCUUCACAGCAGUUUCAGGUAUCUCCAAGAGGUGCUGGGUACACUUUUGGCCGAUGUGUGGUGGAGAAGUUUCUACACACCAAUGAUAUGAGUCGAAUAUACAGAGCACAUCAGCUGUGCAAUGAGGGAUACCAGGUUUAUUUUGACGGCUUAGUGACGACCGUGUGGUCUGCGCCUAACUACUGUUACAGAUGCGGCAACAAGGCUUCAAUCCUAGAACUUUACUCAACCAACGAGUUCUAUUUCAACGUGUUUGAAGAAGCACCAGAGAAUAAACUCCUAAAUGAUAAUGUCAACUUGCUGGUCACCAAUAGCAAGGCCAUUGCUGACUAUUUCGACGAUAACGUAUCCGAACCACCACAGCAGGAAAAUGCUGAGACUGACAUAUUCUCGGAUGCAUACCAGGCUCGCUCAGCUUCAUCAAGACGAGUCGAAUAUUUUCUGUGA